AUGACCAAAUCAGGGCCCACACAAAGACCGAACCCCCAUCAAAGAAUACUUCAUCACACAGGAAUGUUAGAUAAACUGAUGACAAGGAGUACGACCACUCCAAACAACAAAAGAGACCAUAAGGUGAACCCAACUGGUAGCUUGAAUAACCCUUAUGUAAUCCCCGGCACAUUUCAGACCCCCCCUGGGAAGACAUGGCAAAUAUUACUACCAAAGCAUUAGGUCAGGCCCUAACCCUCUCAACCAAUUCACAGAUAUGGAAAGUACAAAUACCAAUUGUCAAAUAUUGUUCAAUGGUAAUAUGUGCACUGCUACAGCUGUGACUCAAGAGACUGUUUGUAACAAACACCUUGUACGAACACUUCAUGGAAUUGCAACCUCUCCCCAACCCUACCCUCUUCUUUUUUCUGUACCCUCAAGUUUCUGAUGAAUGACAAAACAAUAAAAAUUGUCAAUUUUGAAAAAAAAAAGACUAUAAAUGAAUAUCUAGACUCAUGUAUAGAUUGUGAUCUCCAAAUACAGUCUUAUCGUUCCUAAAUAAAGCUAGGAUGUUUAAUCCAAUAGUAACACAUUUUCAAUAACAACAUAAGAAUAAAAGGUAACGAAUAAAUAGCGGUUUUUCAGUAACACAUCAAUUAAUGACACUCUGCAUGGUAAUACAUAAUCUAAAAAUGCAGUGUUUUCAUUCCAUAGUAAGAUUAGGAUGUUUAAUCCGAUAAUCACAAGUUUUCAGUACAACAUUAAUUUAAAGAGGAGCAGUUUGUACAUAGUCUUUCAAUUAGUAACACUCUGCAUGUUAGUAUAUUCUCCUGCUGCAGUUCACCCUUCUAACGUUAUGAUAUAUCUGAGUUUCGCUCCAAAGAUAGGAUUUAAAACAUAAAAAUCCACUGUUUGAUUAUUUUUAUUCGUUGUACUAAUACAUUUAUAUCUUUUACAUUUAAAUAUAUUCAAACUCUUUUCGAUCCGAAAAUUGCCAUCUAUGUUCCUGUAGCUGGCAAUUUUCGUGUGUUCGCCUCCAUGCUAAAACUAAAAAGGUGAUUUAUGAAUUUUGUAACUAUCUAAAGUCCUUUUUCUUGUUUUAAAAAAGAAACAGAAAUAAUGGAUUCAUACAAGGGAUUUGCAGUUCAGUCUGAAAUGAAUCUCCAAGUCUGAUAUAUACUGAUCUCUAAAGAAAAACAAGGAAAUACACUAGAUCUGAGUAGUUACUAACUCUGAUAAUCAUAAGUGUAUCUUUCCUGGUAAAAUAUUUUAUAAAUAAAUAAAGAAUCAUAAGUAGUUAAAAAUGUUACACUUCAACAUGUAUUUUCUUUAUUCCAGAUCCCAAGAGCACGAUGCAAUGAAGUUUGUCAUCAUGGAUACAGGAAGGCCCCUGGAGGAAGCUAUCACAAGUGCUGCUAUGACUGUGUCCCGUGUUCAGAGGGAGAAAUGUCCAAUGUAACAGGUAUAUAUAUAUUUAUUUAUACAUCAAUAUAAUUGUAUUUAAAUGCUCCACUCAACUUACAAAUGGUAAGUUACCUGUUCUUUAUCUUCUAUUGUAUUUUUUCUUUCCCAAAUAGAUCAGCAUGAAUUCAGUUUUAAUUAGAUGUCUGCAGUGCUCUAAGGAGGUUACAGUAUUUUCAUUAGGUUUCAAAAAUAGCUGGUGGCAAACCUUUUCUGAUGUUGUUUCCACCUAUGUUCUUCAUGGGUCUCUGUUGAUAGCUCCAUCUUGCUGAUGUUUGUAUUUAUCACUUUCCCAAUAUCCCAGCAAACGCAUUGUCCAAGUGCAUCUCUGUGACUUGUGAUAGAACAUUUAGAUACAUCAUUCUGUCUCCUUUGUUUCCCAAAAAGGUUGAACUUUCCUCAUAGAGAUGCAUUGAUUCAAUGUAUCUCUAUGAAAAGGUGGUAACUGGCCAGGGCAGCAUUUGGUUCUGCCUCCCCCCCCUACACUCCCUCCUCCUUUCCCCCAACCCCCAAUCCCUCGUUAGCCUCUUUGGCUGAGAUUAUCAGAAUUAACAAUUUCCGGUAAUACAUUGCUUUUCCAUGGGAAAGCACUGUGAUUGGCUGAGAUAAUUCAUUCUGAUAAUGUAAGCCAAGGAGGUGGAUUGGGGCGCUGGGCUUGCACCACAUGGUGCUGAAAUAAAAUUUCAACAAUAUUAAGGAGGCUUCAGAGGCCUAAAUUGCAUUGUUAACACUAUUUUUAAAUAUGUAUUCCUGAGCCUAUAGUGUUCUUUUAAAUACAAAUAUACAUAACACUGGAGAAAUAGCAACCACAAUUAUUACAUCAAAAAUAUAUACAUGGGAGUACUUAUUUGGUUGCACUAAUCUGCAUGCUAACAUUAGGUAAAUUGACACAUUUCCAAUCAGCCAACAGAGGUCGCUGCAACUAAGUAAACUAAGUGCAUAGUGGAUAAUUUGAUAAUGUUAAUAUUACAAAUUAAGAAAUAUGAUUUAUUUACAACACUGUUUUCUUAAAUAUAACUUCAUUAACUGAUAAAUUAUUUUCAAAAGCUUUUCUGGCAAACCAAAUUUUCCAUUAAAUAAUGUGCUUUCAUAUUCAGAAUCCCCUUAGCAAUCGGUUAAUAUUUUGCAGUAAACGUUCACUAGCAAUGGACCUCUUUAUGCACAGGAUACCUCAUUUGUAUGACCUUCAUUUGUGUAUUUUGUGGCCCACUGGACCGUAGGGCAGCAGGAAGUAUAUAGGAUGCUGGAACAUAUAGUUUCUGGCCAGAGGAAGGGGCCAAUUCACAGAGUUUUUAGAAACGCGAACUGGAAAUAUAUUGAAUCUCAGCUAUGUGACAUUUAAAGUCUCUGAAGGUGGAAUGUUGGGUUUAAAUGUCUGACUGAGAUGUGUAAAGAUUUUUUGUUUUUCUAUAUAUCCCCUAAGUAGUUCAGGUUGUUUCUUGGAACCACACUUUACAGUACUCUAGUUCUUCUGGAUGUUUAAAGUUUUCUUCCCUUUAUUCAGCCCCAGCUGCCCAGUAUUCCCCCAAUGGCAUCUUGUGCAACUUCUAGUAAUAGAUUGCACUCUAGAGAAGAAAGUUGAGUCAAAUAUAUUUACAUUUUUGUCCACCAUGUAUAUUACAUAUACAAAAAAGGCAUAUAAAGUGAUGGAGAACUUAUACCUAUAUCACUUCAAUUCAUCUGAUGUGACACAUGCACAGAACCUGCUUUGCCAGUAAAUAGGAUGAGUGGAGAGUGUAUUUAGUAAGCAGCAAGUCCCUGAACCUCAUCUCAUGAUAGACUGGCUUUUAUUAAGCAGACAGUAGCCAAAUGUCUCAAGGAGAUUUCACAAACUCAUAAAAGACCUACAACUACCACAGAGCUUGGACUGAAAUUUCAUCAGACAAAGCAGUCAUAUGAGGAGAAAGAAGGUCAAAUACCUGAAGGGCUACAUUGUAAUAACAUAGGCUCCUUUAUCUCCAUGAUAAUGAAUACUCUUAAUAUGAUGGACUCAAUUCCUAUAGAAUCUCCUACUAGUCAACACUUUUCCAGCUUAUGUAAAAGAUAAUAUAUAUUACCUCUUAAUGAUACAGUUAGAAGAAUAGCAAAAAGUGGAGAAACAUGUUAACUUACAAAGCAGAGUUUCUAAAAUAUAUCCUUUAAAAAUAAAUCAAAGAUUGUACAUACUGAUUUCAGACCAAAACUGGUAUCAUCUUUCCGCUAAACAUGUGCAAUUUGGACGGAUUUCGGGCAAUUCGGACAUUUGGGAACUUCAGAAUGUCAGAAUAGCGAAGUGCCGAAUUGCCAAAGUUGCCGAAGUUCCGAAGUGCCGAAUUGUCGAAGUCCCGGAUUUUGGAAUGCCGAACCAAACCAAAAAAUGUUCUUAUGCACAUGCCUACUUUCCACCUUAGCCCUCCCUGCUCUUGAAUAAAUUGGAUUCCUGAAUAAAUUGGAACUUGUCAGGUGCCGAAUAAUUUUUCAACGAUGCAUUGGUCUUUCUAGGAAAUCAUUUAGCCUGUUUGUUAUUCCUUCAGGGGAAAAAGUUUUAUCUACUACCAUUGGCAGGUGGUUGGUGUCAGCCAUUUCUCUGGCCUACAAAUUCAAAGACAUCCCUCUGCAUAUUGUAAUGAAAAAACCCUUUGAACAUUGUCUCCUGGACAACCAAAAUACUUGGAUUAUUUUUAUUGCAAAUUGUUUGGUAGUGAAAGAGUGUAAUGGUAUUUAUUAAUUAAUGACUUUACAUCAUAAAGAAAGCAUAUUUAGUGUAAUGCUUUGGGGGCACCACUAGGGGGAGUGUGUAGGAAGACAUGUGCUUCUGGCAGUGACAUCACAGGCCAGCCUACUUACACUGAAUAAAAACCAGAUGUAGGAGGAGCUUUCUCUCUUUUUGCCUGUACCUGACUGAUCAUGUAGUACCAGCUCUGACUUAGCCCCAGCCCUUUGGCUGGGGCCUUGUAAGUAAUAUGAAUCCAUUGUAACAUUUAGCAAUUGUAAUAGCCUUUUGUAUAAUAUUUAGCAACCAAUAGCGUUUUGUGUAGUAUUGUAUUGUAUCAUUAUUGUGGUAAAUUGACAUUCCGCUAGCAUCUGUUUAUUUAUUAUAGUUAUAUUAAAUAUACAUUUAAUAUUACAACGUUUUGUGUAUUUUCUAUCCACAUAUUCAACCAUAAUACCAUGAAUUAUAAAAAUAUUAAUGUUGUUCCGUAUUGCUUAAUUAUUAUGUAUUAAGAGAUUAAUAUUCAUAUUUAAGUCACGACCACAACAAAGAGUUAAUAUGCAAUACUAUAUAUCUCCUCAGAGAGGUACCAGUUCUGGUAAUAUUAUAAAAUGGUCAUUGUAUGAUUCAAGUGAUGUUAUGGUUCCUGUUAUCACACAUCUGGCAUUCACAUCUUUUGUUUUGUAUUUCAUUAUUCAGUAUUCAUCAUGUUGUUUUAUAUAAUUUUCUUAAUAGCAAAACAAUGCAAAUACCAUCUUAUCCCCACUAAAGCAUGAUUAGAUAAACUGCUUACUUUGAUAGAAUUGCAUAUUUAUGUAAAUCAAAAUUAUAUUAACAAGUAUUGCUAAUUACGUUUAAUGUUUUUGUUUUGUUUUAUUACAGACAGUGAUAACUGCCAAACAUGUCCUGACAACGAAUGGCCAAAUGAGAAUAAAACAAAGUGCAUUCCCAAAAAUUAUGACUUUCUGUCAUAUGAAAAUGAUAACAUUACUUCAAUUUUCUCUUCUAUCUCUAUAUUAUUUUCACUCAUAGUUGUCUUCAUAUUAAGAAUAUUAAUUAUAUUCUGGGAGACUCCCAUUGUCAGAGCGAAUAACCGGAAUCUCAGCUUCGUCCUCCUGGUCUCUCUCAUGCUGAGCUUCCUCUGUGUGUUUCUGUUCCUCGGUCGUCCUGUGGAUAUAACCUGCAUGCUGCGUCAAACCUCUUUUGGGAUCAUCUUCUCAGUAGCUGUAUCUUCUGUACUGGGCAAAACUAUCAUGGUUUACAUUGCUUUUAAAGCUACUAAACCAGGCAGCUCAUGGAGAAAGUGGGUUGGGGUCAAAGUGUCUAAUAUCAUAGUUCUGAUAUGCUCAUCUAUCCAGAUCCUGAUUAAUGUUCUUUGGUUGUGCAUUUCCCCUCCUUAUCAAGAACUGGACAUGCACUCUUACCCUGGAAGGAUCAUCAUUCAGUGUAACGAAGGCUCAGUCAUUGCCUUCUACUCUGUUCUGGGUUAUAUGGGAGUUCUGGCAGCUGUUAGUUUUAUUAUUGCUUAUUUUGCCAGGACAUUGCCAGACAGUUUUAAUGAGGCCAAGUACAUCACCUUCAGCAUGCUGGUGUUCUGUAGCGUGUGGAUUGCAAUGAUCCCGGCCUAUCUAGGGGCAAAAGGAAAAUACAUGGUGUCUGUAGAGAUAUUUGCCAUAUUAACUUCUAGUGCUGGCUUGUUAGGCUGUAUAUUUUUUCCUAAAAGUUAUAUAUUACUGAUAAAACCUGAGAUGAAUACUAAAACACAUCUAUUGGACAAAGACAAUGCAUAUACAUUUAUAUGAGAUAUCAAUCGCAUAGGCAUAGUUAAUCAAGGAACAGAAACAAAUAUAGCAAGUAGUUUAGAUAUACAAUGAAUGUGCACUCGACAUUGGUUUUUUAGUGUAUCUCAACAUUUUUGUUGAAAUGUUGUUGUUUUUUGUGCAGAUAACAAAAUAUGUGUAAAGUUGCAAUAUCAUGCAAUAUAUUGCACAAUAUAAUUGCUUGCAGCCCUGUCAUCAUUGCUCAAUUAAUGAAAUCUCCAUCAGGUUUGUUUACAAAAGUAUGUAUACCAAAUGUGCCCAUUCAGACUGCAAUUUCUAAAUUUUGUUUACUGUAAUCUACAAUGUCUGGAGUUUGCAAAACAAGAUCUGAAUGUGCAUGAAUUGUGUUUAGGUUUCAGUCUGUCUGAAAACAGUCAGAGAGGAUAAAUCCGGGCUCAGAUUGUAAAUGUCUAAAUUAUUUGCUUACUGUCUGUGGGUGGAGGCUCAAUCACAAUACCAAGACUGCUUUCCUUUAAAUACUCCAUUAAGACUAAGGAAAAUCUAUGCCAUACUUACCAAAAUUUUCUUUUCCUGGCUAUGUAUCAUGGCAAUAUCACUUACUGGUAGCUUGUGAGGAUAUUUAUGGGGAGAUAAAUAUUACAAAUAAUAAUUUAUAAAAAUUAUCAAAAAAUUAUUUAAUAAUUUUUAUUAUAUAAAACAUUGAUAUAUUGGCACUGUUCCCCUUGAUUGAUUUAAAAUGAAGAGUUGCCCACUAUUUUAACUCGUAUAGACCUUAGAGUACAUGUUAUUAUAGAAUUUGUAUUUCACACAUUAAUCACAAACUAAUUAUAAAAAUAUAAUUUAUGGUGACAAUAAUUAAUAAUAAUAUGUAACAUGCAUGACCAUAACCAGUGAAUAUUUAAGUAUAACGUAAGUAUACAAUAUGGCAACAGUUUUGACACAAUUACAGAUAGCUCAAUAGCAACAGUUAUAUCCAUAUAGAUGCAAUUUUCAACAAGAUUUACUACUGAAAGUUUCAGUUUUGCUAGACAUUCCUUAACACAGAACAUAGCAUCUCACUGCAGAACAGCAGUCUUGCUGUCAGUUUGAAUAGUUUGAAUUAACUCACUCACUGCUGGCUACAAUUCUCACAGGAAAAACACCUUUAAUAUUACAAUUAACAAGUACAAUAUUUCUCACAAUAUAAAUCAGUUUAAUAUCCCUUCCAAGAAGUGACUAAAAAAAUAAUUGAACCAAAAUUUUACAUUGCAGAUGAUUAAUUUUCCUGAUUAAACAUUAACUAUCCCUAUAUUCAGAUAAGUCAAUAUCUCUGGAUAAUUUUCCACCUGCAAGAAUGGAAUGUGGGACCCUAUAUUUCCUCAGCUAAUUAUUAUUAUUUUUUAAAUUAAACCUGACCAGCUCUUUUCCAGAUAUAUUCCUGUUUUAACUAACAUAAGUAGAGUUGAGCGAAACCGGACUGUAAAGUUCAGCUUCGUACCGAACAUUACGUUUUUUGGACCCCGGACACGAACACGGACAUAUCACUGUUUGUUCGGGUUGGAGUUCAGUGUUCGGCGAUUUAAUGGCUCGUUUUGAAAGGCUGCAGGGCAGCCAAUCAAUAAGCGUUUGACUCGUGUGCGCUUAGAAGCCAUCACAGCCAUGCCUACUAAUGGCAUGGCUGUGAUUGGCCAGUGCAGCAUGUGACCCAGUCUCUAUCUAUAAGCUGGAGUCACGUAGCGCAGCACGCACAUGAGCUCUUAUUAGUGUAGGGAGAGGAUGCUGCAGCUGUUAGGGACAGAUUUGGAAAUAAUUCUGCAAACUAGUACAUUAGUGGGGUGCACUUCAUAUCUGAGAGUCAAAUAGAAGCGUCAAAUACUGCGGUUACAUCGGAGUUUUAAAAAGUCAAAUUUUUUUGGUGCUAAAAAGUACAUUAGUGGGGUGCUCUUCAUAUCUGAGAGUCAAAUAAAAGCAUCAAAUACUGCGGUUACAGUGCAAUUGUAAACAUUCUUAUUUCUGGGUGCUAAUCUGCUAAACAGUAAAUUUGGGGUGUGCUCUCCAUAUCUGAGAGUCAAAUAGAAGCGUCAAAUAGUGCGGUUACAGCACAAUUGUAAACAUUCUUAUUUUCUGCGUGCUAAUCUGCUAAAUAGUACAUUUGGGGCAUGCUCUUCAUAUCUGAGAGUCAAAUAGAAGCGUAAAAUAAUAAGCGCAGUUUGAAACAUUCUCAUUUUCUGGGUGCUAAUCUGCUUAAUAGUAAAUUUGGGGCGUGCUCUUCACAUCUGAGAGUCAAAUAGAAGCGUCAAAUAGUGCGGUUACAGCACAAUUGUAAACAUUCUUAUUUUCUGGGUGCUAAUCUGCUUUAAUAGUAAAUUUGGGGUGUGCUCUUCACAUCUGAGAGUCAAAUAGAACCGUCAAAUAGUGCUGUGACAUAGCAUUUUUAAACAUUCAAUUUUUUGGGGCUGCUAAAUAGUACAUUUGCGGCCUGCGGUGCACUUCAUAUCUGAGAGUCAAAUAGAACCGUCAAAUAUGGUGCUUACAUUGCAGUUGUAAAAAUUCAAAUUCUUUCGGUGCUAAAUGUCAAUUUGAUGCCUGCACUUCAUAUCUGAGAGUCAAAUAGAAGUGUCAAAUAGUGCGGUUACAGCGCAAUUGUAAACAUUCUUUUCUGGGUGCUAAUCUGCUAAAUAGUAAAUUUGGGGCAUGCUCUUCAUGUUUGAGAGUCAAAUAGAAGCGUCAAAUACUGUGUUUACAGCGCACUUUGACAAAUUCCCAUUUUUUUGUUCAUAAGAAGUAAAUUUAGGGUGUGCACUUCAUAUCUGACAGUCAAAUAGAACCGUCAGAUACUGUGGCUGCAGCGCAGUUUGACCAAUUCAAAUGUUUUUGGGUGCUAAAUAGUACAUUUGCGGCCUGCACUUCAUAUCUGACAGUGAAAUAGAACCGUCAAAUACCAAAAUAACAAUAUUGUAAUUCGGGGGGCAAUACCCUCACAAGUCAAACUGAGAGGUCAGUUUAUAGGGAAAACUGUUGCCUGAAUACAAUUCUAAAACAAUUUUCAUAUGUCCUUUGCAGACUUUACACACUGGAAAAACACAGGUGCCAACUGCUGUGGCUUUCUGCAGUGUGCAAACCGGCAAGGAGGGCAGGGUUGAGGAGUGGGUGGUAGAUGGUGUGGAGGAUGAUGAGGUCCUAGACCCCACAUGGAAUCAAGGUCACGCGAGUGAGGUGUGCAGUUUGGAGGAAGAGGCGCUGGUCGCACAGAGGCACCAGCACAGCAUAGGAGGGAGCAGGGUGCAAAAGCGGAGCGACCGUCCUCUAGCGCUCGUCGGCAUGUAUUAUCUUUAGAAUUCCCACAGUUAUUCAAGUAACAGUUGAAGCAAUAAAAAGAACCAUAACAGAUUUAACGAGCCAUUCGCGGUUUCGCAGUCCGGUGACCGGGAUCCAGACACUGUCUGGGCAGCGGUUGGACGACCGGGACCCAGUAUGCCUGAUGUUGAAGUUAGGAGUCACAGUGUGGAAUGGAUUAGCAGGGUCUGGUGCAGAGUAACCACACGCCCCUUGGUGUUGAGUACCAGCGUUUGUGCGGCCACAUACCAGGACCCUGAUGCAGCUUCAGUAAAAAGAGUACUGGAUACCAGAAGACAUCACCAGACUGAUCCGCAACUUGGAACAGGAUGUGACAUUCACUGUAGUGGCUGUGCACGCUUUCAGUGUUCUCACCCUGCUGCUGCUCGCCUGUCUGCGCUGCAGCGUAACUUUGGCCUUCCAGCUCACCGCCUCAUAUGUGACGUGCCCACAAGGUGGAACUCCACCUUGCACAUGCUGGAGAGACUGUGCGAGCAGCAGCAGGCGAUAGUGGAGUUUCAGCUGCAGCACGCACGGGUCAGUCGCACCAGACUUGCCCUCCAAUUGAUCAGAAUUAAAAGAUUUCAAGUGGACUCACUACAAUUACAGGGCCUCUAAAGAGUCCUGUAUUGUUAUUUGUCGUCACUACCUACCCACGUCGGGAGUGAGUCAUUUGGGCGCCCGCUGCCUUCCUUGCAUGUGGUAGCCAUUUCUCAGGCUCCCUCUCUGGAAUUGAACCCUGAUUCCCCAUUACCCAUGGUCAACAUGGUAGGCGCAGUAAAUGGCAUCGAAAGUUGAUAUGGAUGACAUACGAAUGCGUCGUUGCCUUGUCGUUGGGGAGCCCAUUGAAAAAGUGCUCUAGCAUGACGAGCUGGGUGAUCUCCUCCGGGAACUUGGCUUGAUGGGAGUUGAGCUAGUUCUGAGUGGCCCUUGUGAUGCAGCAUGCCCACUCCGCAUGGGAGUCCUUCUCCCCUUUCCGGGUCUCCCUAAACUUUCAGCGGUAUUGCUCGGGGGUGACCAGGAGGAUUUGGGUAACCUCAUCUGCUCUUCUGGUACAGGCCGGUAAAUAUCUGCUGCCUUCCCCACUAGUUUGCUUGCAAGGAUGGUGACCCAGUCGCUGGGGUCCACGUCUUGGAGAAGGCACUGGCGCUCAAAGUCUUGUAAAAAGUCAUCGAUGCCUUCUUCUGCUUCCUUGAACUCUUUGAAGGCAUUGUAUGGUAGCUUGUGGGCCAGGGUGGUUGUGCUUCCUGGCGCCCUCUGCUCCCUUCUUCCUUCAUUUGGGUUCAUGGAGGUCGCCCUCUGUCUAUUGACAAGGACAUAGGCUUGCACCUCCAAAAAGGUCCUGCUGACAAUCUCCUCUGAGGGUGGCUCUCAGUAAUAUGCCAGGUGCCGUUACACCUCCUUGUGCACUUCCUCCUCAUCUCCGGCCCCUGGCUGGGGUUUGUUGCCUCACUGCGUGCCUGGUCAUCCUCCAUGAGCGCAGCAGUCAAUUUGGCCUUGUUAUGCCCAGCAGGCGUUAUCCCUCUGGCUCCACACAAGUCCUGCAGUGUAGGUCACUUUAGAGCACUGUAGUCCAUGGGUCUGUUGGCAGGGACAUGGGAUUUCCCUGCUUGCCACCAAUUAAAGCAGGACCUGAAGCUCAGUGGCAACAACCACUCAUCGGUCUGUUGUUCCAUGCCCAUCCACAGCUCCUGCACGGUGUGGGGUUUUUCCCCCAAACAUAUGAGUUUUAAAACAGCCUGCUGUCGUUUCCCCCUGGCUGUGCUGAAGUUGGUGGUGAAGGUGUUAUGCUGACCAGAUGAGGAAGUGGUAGAGGAGGAUGAAGUGGAGUAGGAAGAGGAGGCAACAGGAGGCAAAGCUGUGAACCCAAAUAAAGAUUGUCAAACGUUGUAUCCUGGAACUGUGUCCUAUCCGGUUACUGGGGAAAUGGGUCUGACCUAUUCUAAUCAAAGGGGAUAACCACCGUGCAGGAGCUGUGGACGGGCAUGGAACAACAGACCGAUGAGUGGUUGUUGCCACUGAGCCUCAAGCUCGGCCUGGUGGUGUGCGAUAAUGGGCGAAAUCUCGUAGCAGCUUUGGGCCUCGUCGGUUUGACGCACAUCCCUUGCCUGGCGCAUGUGCUGAAUUUGGUGGUGCAGAAAUUCCUGAAAAACUACCCAGAUAUAUCAGAGCUGCUGCAGAAAGUGCGGGACGUCUGUGUGCGCUUUUGGCGUUCUCACCCUGCUGCUGCUUGCCUGUCUGCGCUGCAGUGUAACUUCGGCCUUCCCGCUCACCGCCUCAUGAGACUGUGCGAGCAGCAGCAGGCGAUAGUGGAGUUUCAGCUGCAGCACGCAUGGGUCAGUCGCUCUGCGGAACAGAGUUUUCUUUUUUUAAAUGUCCCAUAUUUUGGAGGCUACCCCAAUUAAAAAAUAUAUAUUUAUGUUACGGUUGCCUCCAAGCUGGCUGGAAGUUGGAUCGCUUGGAUAUCCUGGUUCCCGAACUUGGAGAGAUGGAGAGCCGCUUAAAUCAGCAUAAAGUAGUAAUUCCUGGAAAUGUAGAACAUCCCACUAGCUAUAGCACAGCUAGGAUACACUUUUCCCUACAACAAGAGUCGAGGCUGCGAGUUGAGGGUAAAACGAACUGAUUUAAUGACACUCAUGCAUGGCAAUUUAUGCAGUUACCAGGCCAGGGGACAGCCCCCCUCUGGACCUGAUGGAACACUGGACAAUACAAUGUCCCAACCAAUAAGAACAAAGUGCAUUCUUUGAAACACUCCCCCCUACCUUGGAGAUAAUUGAUCCCAAUGGCUACAUUAACCUAAUUAUCUCCAAGGACAUUAAAAAUGCCACAUUUUAUUAUACACACUAAAACAGCAUAAAAAUAUAUAACUUUUACAUUUAAACAUCAAAAUAUCCCAUUCAACCAUUUACUGGAUAGCUCAGAUCUGAACGCACAAAAUAUACGAAUGGUGUGCAAAAGUCACGAAAGCAAAGUCUGUUCGUAUGGGUUUUGUACGAAUGGAUGGGAUAACCGGCACUUCAGCGGGAUUCAUAUAAAUCAGUAAUUAUAGUUCCAGGAGUUUUAGCUCUAGGCCCCGCUGAGCAUUCUACGACACAAAGAUGGCCGCCACCUCUAGUUCGACAUAUGAACGGCAACCACCUUGGAAUAGGUACUUAGAGUGCGUUUAACUUCAAAAACCACAGCUUAAUUAAUGACACACGGCAAUAUCUAGGUGGUCGUUGUUCGACAGUUCUUUCGUGCGGUGGUUCGGUACUUUGUUCGGGUACUUUGAUACGAAUGGUGGCCAUCCUGAUGCCAGCCAAUUAGGCUGCGAUUAACCACAAACCGCAGCUCCCAGGAGGUUAAUUGUCAGCACACUCCUGGGGUAGGAUGAUCCGCUGUUCAUAGGUUCUAUCGGUGGUUUCGAAGUCAAUGAGGUUAACUAGCAGCACACGCCAAGAGCUUGGUGGUCGGUCAUUCGUACAUACGAAUGACUGGCAGAAUGGGUUCGCAUAACACAAAAUAUCAAAGUGCAACAAAAGUAUCUGUAUGAAUCCGACAGAGGGAUUGUAACAAUAUAUAAAAAACAGUGUUGGCUACCUCCUCCUCCUCCACCGCCGCUUCCACAUACACCAGCACGGUAACCGCCUCCUCUGCCUAUGGGUCACUUAGUAUAAACUAUGUACACAAUAGCAGAAGCUUGUGAAGGCCUUUUUUCCAUGCAUCAGAAGUUGAGCAUUUCUCCAUGCAUUAGAACUGCAAGAAAUGCACCGCAGGCCGCAAAUGUUUAUUUUUUUUAUAUAUCCCCAAAUUUUGGGGGCUACCCCAAUUAAAAUAUAUAUAUAUAUAUAUAUAUAUAUAUAUAUAUAAAAAACAGUGUUGGCUACCUCCUCCUCCACCGCUGAUUCCAACUAUACCGCCACGGUCACCGCCUCCUCAACCUAUGGGUCAUUUAGUAUAAACUAUGUACACAAUAGCAGAGGCUUGUGAAGGCCUUUUCUCCGUGCAUCAGGAGUUGAGCAUUUUUCCAUGCAUCAGGACUGCAAGAAAUGCACAGCAGGCCACAAAUGUUUCUUUUGUUAUAUGUCCCAAUAUUUUGGGUGCUACCCCAAUUAAAAAUAUAUAUAAAAAACAGUGUUGGCUACAUCCUCCUCUUCCACUGCCGCUUCCACCUACACUGCCUCCUCAACCUAUGGGUCACUUAGUAUAAACUAUGUACACAAUAGCAGAGGCUUGUGAAGGCCUUUUCUCCAUGCAUCAGGAGUUGAGCUCGGUUUGAACAAAGAAAGAGAAUACCCUGCACUCCAACCCUCUCUCAAAUGGAUAAUUCUGUUGAUCCUCCUGACAGCCAUGCUUUAGAUUUUGAUUUAUGUUCUUCCAAAGCUAAAAUCGAAGAUUCAAUUUAGUUCUAUUUUAUGGCUGAGCUGUAUUUUUAUGUUACUUUAAGUGCUUUCCUUAUCCACAUUUGUUUGCAGGGCACUUGUCCUACUCUUACCCCCAUUUUAUUUCCUUUUGCAGCCCUCUAGCCCUUUCCAGGACUUUUUUAGAGACAUUUUUGUGCCCAAAAGUUCGGGUCCCCAUUGACUUCAAUGGGGUUCGGAUUCAGGGUCAAGUUCGGGAUCAAGUUCGAUCCCGAACCCGGACUUUUUUUCAAAGUUCGGCCGGACCCGCCAGACCCGCCGGACCCGAACAUCCAGGUGUCCGCUCAACUCUAAACAUAAGUCAUUAACAGUCUUUGUCCAAUACAGAGCAAUGUUCCAGAUGUUAUCCAUUUUUGAUGUUAAAGGUAUUGGCCACAAAAUCUAAGCUACAUUCAGUUUUAUAGGUUUCAAAUUCAGUUACAAAGGGGCGUAUACAUAAGGUUGCCUACUUUAAAUUAAGAAAGAGGGGAGUGACUUAGCAUCAUUUGAAAUCUAUGAAUAGCUGACCACUCUAGCCAAUCAGCAACACCCCUACCCAACAGCACUCUGUGCUUCCUGACACUCAGUAAAUAAAAGACACAUUAACACUGAGAUUUUUUUUACCUGGGAUGAUGACAAGGUCCAAACUUUCCCUGCCAGGUCCAGGUUCCAAAGCCUUAUGAGCGGUGUCCAGAAUGAAGUGGAGGGAUACCUUCACUUGCCCUUCUUGCUCCAAUCUCCUUUUCUUCUUCUUCAUUUGACACAGUCUUCUUAUUCUUCUGACACUGUCUUCUCUCCUCCUUGGCUUCUUCUGCUCCUUUACAUUUCUGCUUCUUUUGCGCCAUUCUGCUCCUUUCUCUUUCUGAUCCCUUCCUGCUCCUCGCAGACCCUUUCUGCUCCUUCUCCUACUUUACCUCUGUGCUCCUGCUGCCCCUUCCAGCCCCUUGCUGCCCCUUUCUGCUCCUUGCUGUCCCUUUCUGCUCAUUUCUGUUCCUUCUCCUCCCUGCUCCUUCUCCUACUUUACCUUCUUAAUCCUUGCUACCCUUUCUGCUCCUUGUUGUUCCUUUCUGCUACUUCUCCUACUUUACCUUUGUGCUCCUUCUGAUUCUUUCUGCUCCUUUACCUUCCUGCUCCUUCUGUCCCUUUCUGCUCCUUUCAGAUCCUUCUGAUUCAUUUCUAUUCCUUUCUGCUCCUUUUCCUACGUUACCUUUCUACUCCUUGCUGCCCUUUCUAUCUCCUUGCUGGCCCUUUCUGCUCCUUCUUCUACUUUACCUUUGUGCUCUUUCUGAUUCGUUUUACCCCUUUACCUUUGUGCUCCUUCUGUCCCUUCCUGUCCCUUUCUGCUCCUUGCUGACUAUUUCUGCUACUUGUAGACCCUUACUUCUCCUUGCAGACCCUUCCUGCUCCUUGCUGCCCUUUCUGAUUCUAGGACAUCCUUCCUGCUUCUUGCUGACCCUUCCUGCUCCUUGCUGCCCCUUCUUUCUCAUUGCUGUCUCUUCCUGCUCAUUUCUGUUCCUUUCUGCUCCUUCUCCUACUUUACAUCUGUGCUCCUUCUGCCCCUUCCAGCUCCUCGCUGCCCCUUGCUGCUCCUUGCUGCACUUUCCAGCUCCUUGCUGCUCUUUGUCCUACUCUACCUUUGUGCUCCUUCUGAUUCUUUCUGCUCCUUUAGAUUUGUGCUCCUUCUGUCCCUUUCUGACCAUUGCUGA
This is a messenger RNA of Pelobates cultripes (western spadefoot toad), 15313 nucleotides long. The record is from the annotation of a GenBank genome assembly. NCBI's taxonomy places the organism in Eukaryota, Metazoa, Chordata, Amphibia, Anura, Pelobatidae.